Diabrotica virgifera virgifera (western corn rootworm) is the source of this 1644-nucleotide messenger RNA. RefSeq lists its product as uncharacterized. NCBI's taxonomy places the organism in Eukaryota, Metazoa, Arthropoda, Insecta, Coleoptera, Chrysomelidae. Bases 1 to 1644 code for a protein of 547 amino acids. The record is from RefSeq and is a predicted model, not a curated record. The transcript is spliced from 3 exons.
AUGAAAUAUACAUGCAAGGAAAAAGUUAAUAUUGAUGACCAGAAAGAAUCCCGUCAUGUUAUUUCCGAAAGCAAUGCUCUCGUAGCUGAUAUAUUCGGAAUUGGUUUUACUAAAGAUUUCACAAAUUCAAUAAUAGCAAAGUUUAAAAGCGAUGAAAUUGGUAACACCUGCAACAAUGAUAUUUUGAUAUUGAAAUAUGGAGCCAUGCAGUACGAGAAGUAUGGUGAUACUCAAAACGAGUUAAUAAGACAAACCAUGAGGCAGCUAGCUCGUUUAGUUAUAUCCCUUAAGAAAUUAACUAACAGUAGGUCGCAAACGCUUGGCGAUUUUCUGGUUCCUGAGAAAUUCGAUGUGGUUGUUCAAGCAACUAAACACAUUAGUCUGACCAUGGCAGCUAGUAGUAACUGUAGACCAGAAUUUCAUACUCCGAGUUUAGCUUUAAAAUUGGGUUAUGCUCUUAAGAAAUGUGUGGCUAUUCAGAGAGGCACUGCUUUAAGAGCAGGAAAUAUGAAAAAAAACAAGUCAUUGUUAUCAUUCCUUCAGCUGAUGAAAAUGGAAUGGAGCAUACGAAUAUCUUCCAAUGCUAUAUCCACACUUUACCGAAGAAAAUUGAAUUCCACUCAACUUUUACCAAUUACGACCGAUUUAGUGAAACUUAGUAAUUAUAUCGAUACAAACAUGUUAAAGGCUAAACAAGAAUUAAUACAAGACUACACUAAUAAUUAUAAGUGGACACGGCUUGCAACGUUAACUUUAUCUAGAAUAAUAUUGUUUAAUAAACGCAGAUCGGGUGAAGCAGCAAAAAUGAAGCUAACUGAUUAUAUUUCCCGACCAACUUGGGCAGAGCAAAAUACGGACGAAAUAAAAAAUUCUCUCACAAUAAUCGAAAAAAAACUGGCAGAGUCAUUGACAGUAGUGGAAAUUGAAGGGAAACGUGGCAAAAAGGUCCCAGUAAUCCUAACUCCAAAUACGAAACAAUGUAUUGAUAUUUUGAUUCAACUUAGAGUUACAUGUGGUAUUUCAAGUCAUAAUGUAUACGUUUUCGCCAGAUCUAAUCCAUCUAGUUCAAAUCUUAAGGGGCAUGAUUGCUUGAAAAAAAUAUGUGAAGAAAUUGAUUUGCAGAAUCCUUCAGCAAUAACGGGAACAAAGUUGCGUAAAUAUGUAGCAACUGUAUGUCAACUAUUUGACAUGUCAGAAAAUCAAUAUGACUGGUUAGCUCGUCACUUAGGUCAUGACAUCAAAGUACAUCGUGAUUUUUACAGAAUGCACGAAAGUGCGAUUGAACUCACCAAAGUAAGUCGAUUGCUUAUAGCUGUUGAUAAAGGUGAAGUGAACAAGUUUGCUGGAAAAUCUAUUGACGAAAUAGAAAUUAAAGAUCUGCCUACUUUAGAAGAAGAUGAGGAAGAAGAACCAGAAGAUGAACCGGAAGGUGAAGCAGGAAUUGAUAAUGAUGAAAAUGUUCAGACCAUUCACAAAACAAAAUUAACCAAAGCAAAAAAGUCUAAAAUGAUUUCCAGAGGUCCAGUUCCAUGGACGAAUCAAGAAAAGGAAGCCGUCUGCAAUUAUUUUAAACUUAAUAUUAAGAAGGGAAUUGUACCAAACAAAAAGAAUGUGAGAAAUGCAUUGAACUACAUCCCAUAUUAG